UCGUCCUAUUGGUAAGAGUUCGUAUCAAGAAAGGUAUCUUUACUUGUAUAGAAAGAAUGAAUGGAAAGUAUUAGAGGACUAUGUAAUUGAUGAUCAAAAAAUGGGUAAUAAAUUUAUCAGAGAACCUUAUGUUGUCAGAUUUCAACAUUUAAGAAAGCCUAACGUGAAAGUUACCCUUGUUGGUUGCCAUACACAACCACAAAAUGCUUAUAAUGAAAUAAAAACUCAUUUAUGUUGUUGCCUAAAUGACGUAUCUUCUAAAGAUGGUGAAAAUGAUGAACCUAUAAUUUUAAUGGGGGAUUUUAAUGCAUCAGGUUCUUAUCUCAACAAACGAGAGCUUUCAAAACUUGAUGGAAUAUUGCGUAAAAACAAUCUGAUUUGGGGAAUUCAACAUUCAAGCAAUACCACUUUGGCUGCGAGAGAUGCCGCUUAUGAUCGAUUUAUAUUUGAGAAGGCAAGUGUACGAGAAUGGAUUGGGCAUACUCGUGUAUGGAGAUUUGAUGAGGCUUGGAUAAAUGAAAAA
Molecule: messenger RNA, 523 nt
Organism: Ambispora leptoticha
Lineage: Eukaryota; Fungi; Glomeromycota; Glomeromycetes; Archaeosporales; Ambisporaceae
Source: the annotation of a GenBank genome assembly